This is a messenger RNA of Batrachochytrium dendrobatidis JAM81, 1577 nucleotides long. RefSeq lists its product as uncharacterized. Gene Ontology annotation, cellular component: cytoplasm. Gene Ontology annotation, molecular function: UTP:glucose-1-phosphate uridylyltransferase activity. The record is from RefSeq and is a predicted model, not a curated record. Lineage: Eukaryota; Fungi; Chytridiomycota; Chytridiomycetes; Rhizophydiales. The transcript is spliced from 7 exons. Gene Ontology annotation, biological process: UDP-alpha-D-glucose metabolic process; glycogen metabolic process. Bases 44 to 1558 code for a protein of 504 amino acids.
CAGCAACGAACACUUGGACGUUCCUCAGCACACUUCUACUGCAAUGGAUCUCGGCACCUCAAAUAAUCUACAAGAUCAUAUUCGUUCAUUUUCCCUCUUGGGUUUCCAAGAGACCACUUCCAACAGCGCUGCUAUUUCUAUGCGAAAUGAGCUCACUAAAAUGGUUGGCAUGGUCAAGGAUCCUGUGCAGCAGAGACUUUUCAGGGCUGAGAUGGACGGCUUUUACUCUUUAUUCACUCGUUUCUUGGCCGAAAAGUCUCGUAAUGCCAAACUCAAUUGGAACGAAGUCAAAUCUCCUGGCAGCGACAAGAUCAUUCCUUACAAGACUCUUACUCCAACAACCCCUGAAACAUCCAAAUCCGCUUUAUCCAAGCUUGCCGUACUCAAGCUCAAUGGUGGUCUUGGAACCACAAUGGGUUGUGUUGGCCCAAAGAGCGCUAUUGAAGUCAGAGAUGGCAUGACCUUUCUUGACAUGACUGUGCGGCAGAUUGAGUAUUUGAACCAUGACAACAACGUCAAUGUUCCACUGAUUCUUAUGAAUUCGUUCAACACUGAUGAAGAAACAAAGCGUAUCAUUCAAAAAUACACAGGUCAGCAGCUCACCAUCAUGACUUACAAUCAGUCUCGUGUUCCUCGUAUCGAAAAGGAAUCUCUUUUACCUCUUGCAAAAGAUCCUGUUGGGAAAAGCGGGGACUGGUAUCCGCCUGGACACGGUGAUUUGUUCGAGUCUUUAGCCAACUCAGGCACUCUAGAUAAGCUGAUUGCCGAGGGAAAAGAGUAUCUUUUUAUUUCCAAUGUCGACAAUCUUGGUGCUACUGUUGAUCAGACCAUUCUUCAACAUCUCGUUGAAACUGGCGCUGAAUUCCUCAUGGAAGUAACAGACAAGACCAAGGCUGACAUCAAGGGCGGCACUCUUAUUGAGUAUGAGGGCUCUAUCCGGCUUCUUGAAAUUGCUCAGGUUUCUGCCGAGCAUGUCGAUGAUUUUAAAUCCGUCAAAAAAUUCAAAAUUUUUAAUACCAACAAUUUAUGGGUUAACCUUCGCGCCAUCAAGCGAGUCAUUGAGCACCAGGAAUUGUCGAUGGAGAUCAUUGUCAACAACAAAACUGCUGAUUCAGGUGAAAAGGUGAUUCAGCUCGAGACUGCCGUUGGUGCUGCCAUCAAGCAUUUUAAGGGUGCUCAUGGUAUUAACGUGCCUCGUACUCGCUUCUUACCCGUAAAAUCCACAUCCGAUCUUUUCCUCAUUACUUCGGAUCUUUACAAACUUAACCAUGGCGAGUUGAUUUUAAAUCCCAAACGCCUUUUUGGCACAGUUCCCAUUGUCAAGCUGGGUGACCAUUUUAAGAAAGUGCAGCACUUUUUAUCUCGCUUUCAAUCUCCACCACACAUUCUUGAACUGGAUCACUUGACUGUCACGGGUGAUGUUACGUUUGGCACUGAUGUUAUUUUAUCUGGCACAGUGAUUAUUGUUGCCAACCAUGGCAACAGAAUUGACAUUCCAUCUGGCGCCAUUUUGCAUGACAAGGUUGUUUCUGGAAACAUGAGAAUUCUUGAUCAUUAAAUUUCAUUUUCUGUUAAAU